This is a messenger RNA of Kogia breviceps (pygmy sperm whale), 2178 nucleotides long. It is a transcript of the gene C1H1orf216, whose product is annotated as chromosome 1 C1orf216 homolog. The record is from RefSeq and is a predicted model, not a curated record. NCBI's taxonomy places the organism in Eukaryota, Metazoa, Chordata, Mammalia, Artiodactyla, Physeteridae.
CUGACUCGGCAGUCCCGGCUUGUGCUGGGCGCACGGCCCGGGAUCCCACACCCCACGCGCCGGCCCGCGUGGACGCCCAAGCCGAGGGAUUCCUCUACCGCCCCCCCACUCCGCCCAGCCCCAAGGGAAGAGCUCCCGCCGCGGGGCCCUCGGAACCAGAGCCAGCCGGGCGGGGCGGCGCCUCCAGGCCACCAGAUGUUUGCCAUCCAGACAGGGGUAGCUGAAGGGGGUCAGUUCCUGGGGGACCCGCCUCCUGGAGUAUGUCAGCCCGAACUUCAACCAGACAGCAACUCCAACUUCAUGGCAAGUGCCAAAGAUACCAAUGAGAAUUGGCAUGGGAUGCCAGGCCAAGUGGAACCCAUACUGAUGAGGAGCUUCUCUGAGUUGCCCUCUGACAACCAGGCCUUCCACGAUCCUGGACUCCCUGAGGGGGAGGUCCGCAGCCCACCAGAGGGGGCAGAGAUCCCUGGAGCUGGACCUGAGAAGAUGGGUGAUGCCAGCACAGUCUGCUCCCCUCUGGAGGACAACGGCUAUGCCAGCAGCUCCCUGAGCAUUGACAGCCCUAGCCGCAGCCCUGAGCCUGCCUGUGGGACCCCUCCCAGCCCUGGCCCUCCAGCUCCCCUUCUGCCCUCAGUGGCCCAGGCCGUACAGCAGCUGCAGGCUCAAGAGCGCUAUAAAGAGCAGGAGAAGGAAAAGCACCAUGUGCACUUGGUGAUGUACCGUCGCCUGGCCCUGCUCCAGUGGAUCCGGGGCCUGCAGCACCAGUUGGUUGACCAGCAGGCCCGUCUGCAGGAGAGCUUUGACACCAUUCUAGAUAACCGGAAGGAGCUUAUCCGCUGUCUCCAACAGAGGGCAGCACCAUCCACACCCCAGGACCAGGGCUAAGGGUGUCUCUACAGGGGUGCAAGGGUUUAUGUAUAUAUUUGCAGGCAUGUGUGUGGUUGUGCACAAGCAAGUACAGAUUAUUUGCUGGUAUGAGUGCAGGGAAGCAUAAGUGAGUAUGUCAGUGCUCACAUGUAGGCAGAUGUGCACAGGCCAUGUGAGAAUCAGCAGCCCUAUGUGUGAGUAUGUACAUAUGUGUAUGUAUAGUAUGUAUGGAGGAGGAAGUAAAUUUGUAUAUGCAUGUGUGGACCGGUGCCCCACGGUGUGUGUAUAUGUGCAUGAGUGAAGAUAUAUAUGCAAAAGAUGUGUGUUUAUGUAUGAUUGAGUUUGAGCGUGCAGAUUUGUGGUGGGUGUUUGUGAGUGAGCCCUUGUGUGUGCAGGCCUAUGUGUAGGGGUGCGUGUGUGCAGGUGCGUGCAUGGGAUGUAUACAUUAGGAGCAUGUCUAUUUGCAGGCUGACUCAGGAGCAAGUGUGGGCAAAUAUAUGUUCAAUUGCACACGUGGGGCAUCCAUCCAUACCUUAUGUUACCUGUGGUCUCCACUAGCCUUUUUUCUCCACAAGGGUCCCACUGCUCCCUGGAGAGAAGGCUAGCCUGCUCUCAUUAUCUGAAGGUUGUGGCUGAUCCUUUCUCUUGGAUUUCUCGGCUACCUCUCCUUAUCCCUCCCCUUCACUCCUCCCAGAUCUUGCUCUGCUAAGGCUGUUGUCCCUGAUGGUGGAUUUGCUGUAGGAAGUUAGGUCGCUACUCUGGCCUACUAUGGCUUUUUAGCUGCAAUCUUGCCAAGGCAACUGGUAGAGAACUGCUGUCAGGGAAGGGAGCUAGAAUGGUGAUUGACACCAUGGCAGGCAUGGAGGCGGGAUCAGAGGAGAAGAUAGGGGACUGUCCCACUUGAAUUCUGCCAUUGGGCACAUGGGAGAUGGGGAUGGGGGAGAUGACGAUGGCAGAACCCUGAGAAGACUAGGAGAAUGGGAAUUCUACAAUACCAGUUCCAAACAAAUCACACCUCUCCACUGCAAGGGAGCUGUUGCAAACCAUAUUGACUUAAGCUUCUGAUGAAAAGGAAUCUGUGUUAAUAUAAUGUCAUAUGUCAACUACACCUCAAUAAAAAAUAAAAAAGAAAAGGAAUGUGUGCUUUCUAAGCUUGCAAGGAGUGGAGAGGUGUUCCAAGGCCGUUGGAGAAAAAUCUUACUUCCCUCUCUGUGCUUCUACUUGCUGUGCUUCUCUGGCUGUAGCAACAUUAGGUGUCAAAUUAAUUUGGUCAAUUUCCCUGAAAUCAGACUGUCUGGGCCAGGAGGAGCC